Solanum tuberosum (potato) is the source of this 1775-nucleotide messenger RNA. RefSeq names its product coiled-coil domain-containing protein 22 homolog. The coding region runs from base 29 to 1579 and encodes 516 amino acids. The transcript is spliced from 7 exons. Gene Ontology annotation, molecular function: cullin family protein binding. The record is from RefSeq and is a predicted model, not a curated record. NCBI's taxonomy places the organism in Eukaryota, Viridiplantae, Streptophyta, Magnoliopsida, Solanales, Solanaceae. Gene Ontology annotation, biological process: positive regulation of ubiquitin-dependent protein catabolic process.
AACCCCUGUCAAAAUCUUCAGAGGAGAAAUGGAAGAAUCGCAAGAUAUUCUACUGAACUCCAUCGCCGGCUCCGGUGUGACGAUUCCUCCCGGUGUAUCAUCGGUGAAAGAUCUCACGACGGCGACGUUAUUCUCCAUAUCCUCCCAGGCAUUGCACCUCAUCGACCGCCAAAACUCGUCGAUUCCCGCUUCCUUGCCGGAGAAUUCAGUUGCGGACCGCUCAAAGCUCUGCUCGGAGCUUGCCUCCGCUUUCAAAUCCAUAGGUUUCGUCGGAGAUAUCAGCUUUCACAAGUUCCUUUAUCCAUCGGAAGAGGACUUGUACGAGUUGAUACGGUUCUUGGUUGGGAGGCUAUCUGAUGUUGAAGCUCGAAAAGAUGUAGUUGGAGAAUCUAAAAGAGUUCUUAAGACUCCAGAAGAAAAGCUUGAUGAUGCAGGACUGCUGCCACGUAAGGGGCUUUUGGAGAGACAGUGGGAUCCAUUGAUGAGGAUGACACAAACACCAGAGGCAUCAAAGGAAUCUGAUCUUAUUCCGAAUAAGAUGGAAGAGUUCUAUAAUGGUGUUGAUAUACCUAUAGAAGGUGGAGCUGACUCUAGCAAUGAGACAUCAAGUGGUGAACAAGACGUCCUAGAUUUGGUGGAGGGCGUGAGGAGGAGCUCUUUGAGAGACGGUGAGCAUAAUUUUGAGUAUGGACAAGGACAACAAUCAACUUCACCAUGCGUGUGUUUGCCUCAGACAAACUGCAAGACGGAAACUUUACAAGAUCAAAAGGAAAGGCUUGUGGAGAAUUCAGUCUCAAGCUCGGUUCAAUUAAAAGAACUGCAAGAAAAAAUUGAUUUGUUGAAAGCAGCAGUGGAAAUGGCUUCUGAUCACAACCAUCCCAGUGACUUUUAUGUGAAUCAGCUAAACGAUCAGGUGGAAGUGAAAAGGGGCAAAAUUGUUGAAAUGGAGAGUCGCUGCAUUGAUAGAAGCAAGGCCCUUGAGCAGCAGAAGGUUUCUCUUGAGGAAAAGUUAAGAGCAACAGAACCAGAGACCUAUGUAAAAUAUAAAAAGGUGGAAGAGAUUGAGUUGAAGCUGGAGUAUAUAUUAACCGAAAAGAAAAGAAGAGAGGACAAACUCAUUGAACUCUCAGCCAAGGCUGAGAAGCAGCCCAAACUGCAACCUAGGAGAACCUACAUUCAGCGUGUUGAAGAGAUCACCAAAAACAGCCGGAAGCAGGAUGUUGACAUAGAAAGAAUAUUAAAAGAAACAAGGGAGCUUCAGUUGGAGAGCAACUCUGUCCAAGAACGGCUUAAUCGAACUCAUGCAGUGGUGGAUGAGACGGUGUUCAGGGAGGCAAAAAAAGACCAAGUGGGACAACAAGCUUACAGGAUACUGACUAACAUCCAUGACAGCUUUGAACAAAUAGCUGAAAAUCUUCUUGCAACAGAUAGAACUCGACGAGAAGUGUCUGAUUAUGAAGGCAAACUUGCAACUAUGGUGUCUCGAAGUGUUGAUAUUGACAAGAUGAAAGCAGAUCUUGAUACUAUCAGGAGGGAAAAUGAUCUUCUAGAAAAGAAAUUAUCCAAAAACUCAUCAUAAAGUGUAGGGUAGAACAGUUGGGGUUGAUUGGUUAUUUAAGAUGAAUGUUAUGAACACUUACGUUUCAUUUUAUGCUGUAAUGUUCUAGUAACACACACAUUAUCUACCUAUCAACUUUUUGUGGAAUCCAUUGCCGAGUGAUAAUAGUGCUGCAAUAUCUUGAUGAUAUUGAGACUUGCUCUUGUUGUACUCGGGA